Molecule: messenger RNA, 1572 nt
Organism: Myzus persicae (green peach aphid)
Lineage: Eukaryota; Metazoa; Arthropoda; Insecta; Hemiptera; Aphididae
Exons: 3
Coding region: 368-1543 (391 amino acids)
Source: RefSeq, a predicted model, not a curated record
AACGUACCCAGCUUAUCUGUUGUAAACGGUUUUAGAUAUUUUAUCGGCCGUUUGGUAAUACCCUAUAUGUAGUGUACUAGUGUGCCAGUAUUACGAAGUCCACCAGUAAUGAGAUCGUAGAAUCGAUCAUCAGUAAUAAUAUUAUUACAUUGUCAUAAUAUUUUAUAAAGUGUCAACUACGGCAGUGCUGGGUCUGUUGUCAAACGAAAUCUCAUGAGAAGAGUUCUAAUAAGUUCUAACCUAUACAGUACACAAUACCGCAAUACAUAUUUUGAUCACGAUAUCAAACGAUCGAACGAACUAUUGUAAUAUAUCAAAUCGUUUGUGAAGUAAAUAUUAUUAUUCCAUUGGUUUGGGUAGGUAUAUUAUGGAUCGAGUGUUCGACCAUUUGCGGUACGUCCGGUGUCCAACGUGUUUCCGCGUUUUCUGUUGCACCAAACACCGGGUGGAGCACGAGCGGCGUGUGCAUGUCGCAGUUCCGGGAGGCCCUGUGAUCAGACGCCGUUUCCGGUCGUCGCAGGUCCUGCAGCAGCCGGGAAAACAGCAGACUGCCCAUGCCGGUGGCCACUUCAUUAACGGUCGGAAGAGAUUGCACGGCGUGGCCAGCUCCUCGACCACGACACAGUCCAUCGGCAGCGGGCUGCGAUUGAUGGAGCGGCGUCAACACCGCCGGGUCGAGGAGCUGCGCAGGACCGAGGAGCUGCGUUGUGCCGAGGAACUGCGUCGGGCCGACGAACAGCGCUGGACUGUGGAACAGCGUGCGGAGAUGAUAGAAAUGUGCGCCAGGACCAUACUCAAGGCUCGUCGGUCCAGCCUGACGACUAUCAGACACCUGCGCCCGGUGGCCGAGAGCAGUCCCGCGAUUCCAUUGCCGCAGCCGUCCACGCCGCACAACACGCGCACGGAGGUACCGGAGUCUGCGACCGCGUCCGUCGAGUGGUCGGUAGUCGUUUCGUCGGUGGGUAGCCCUCCAAGUUUUUACCAGACGCCGAUGCAGACACCAACGCAAAAGUUCCAGGACACGCCGUCAGUACAAAAUCUCCCAGACACGCCGUUGCAAUUGCUCUCGGACACGCCUUUGCAAACGCUCCCAGACGCGCCGUUGCAAUUGCUCUCGGACACGCCUUUGCAAACGCUCCCAGACGCGCCGUUGCAAACGCUCUCAGACACGCCAUUGCAAACGCUCUCAGACACGCCCGUCAACUGCAAACCACGUUCUAAUGGCGAAAGUGUUAAGCGGGUAUCGAUAGGCGACAGUUUAAAGCAAAAAGGAUUUUUCUGGGCAAACAUGGCUCGUCGCUUCCGGUUGGCGCUGCGGCCCUCCAAACCCAAAGUCUUCGAGAACGGUUGCUGUCCAUCGCCGUCUGAAGCAGAAAAUGUGGAUUACCUCAUGGUCAAUCCGUACGGUAACAUCAAAUCGAGGCGGCCUAUCUGUGACAACGACACGUUGACGACACCAGUCCAUCCCAGGCCGUCGCUUGAGGCCAUCCGCAAAGCCCACGAAGAAGAGAGCAAGGCCUUUAACAGAUUUAUGACCGAUUAAAAAAUGUUGUAAGUGCAACAAACAUACUU